Molecule: messenger RNA, 3054 nt
Organism: Polyodon spathula (Mississippi paddlefish)
Lineage: Eukaryota; Metazoa; Chordata; Actinopteri; Acipenseriformes; Polyodontidae
Gene: armc8
Product: armadillo repeat containing 8
Exons: 22
Coding region: 92-2077 (661 amino acids)
Biological process (GO): proteasome-mediated ubiquitin-dependent protein catabolic process
Cellular component (GO): GID complex
Molecular function (GO): protein binding
Source: RefSeq, a predicted model, not a curated record
UUUCUAGAAACCAACUUAGUUUUUUCUUCAGUUUAAUCAAAAGCCAGUCUGUUCCUUGAGCUCCGAUGAAUGAUGUCGAUUGUGACAAAACAUGGAGGUCACAGCUAGCAGUCGCCAUUAUGUUGACAGACUCUUCGACCCAGACCCACAGAAAGUGCUGCUGGGAGUCAUUGACAUGAAGAAUGCAGUCAUCGGAAACAACAAGCAGAAGGCUAACCUGAUCGUGCUGGGAGCUGUACCCAGGCUGCUGUACCUCCUCCAGCAGGACUCCUCUGGCGCGGAGCUGCGGACUGAGUGUGCCGUGGUGCUGGGCAGCCUGGCCAUGGGCACCGAGAACAACGUCAAGUCCCUGGUGGACUGCCACAUCAUCCCUGCCCUGCUGCAAGGUCUUCUCUCUCAGGAUCUCAAGUUCAUUGAAGCUUGUCUGCGCUGCUUGCGGACGGUCUUCAUCAGCACUGUCACUCCUGUGCAGCUCCUCUACACGGACGCAGCAGUGAUCCCUCACCUCAUGUCUUUGUUAAGCCGGUCGAGACGCACGCAGGAGUACACCUGUCAGAUCUUCUGUCACUGCUGCAAGACUCCAGACCAUCAGACAAUACUCUACAACCACGGGGCUAUCCAGAACAUUGCACACCUCCUGAUCUCCUCUUCAUACAAGGUACAAAUGCAGGCACUGAAAUGCUUCUCAGUCCUGGCCUAUGAAAACCCUCAGGUCUCCAUGACUCUGGUGAAUGUGCUGGUGGAUGGAGAGCUGCUAUCUCAGGUGUUCGUCAGGAUGAUGCAGAGGGACAAGCCCAUUGAAAUGCAGCUCACAGCAGCCAAAUGCCUAACGUAUAUGUGCAGAGCUGGAGCCAUCCGGACUGAUGAUAACUGCAUUGUGUUAAAGACUCUGCCCUGUCUGGUGCGCAUGUGCAGUAAAGAGCGCUUGCUGGAGGAGAGGGUGGACGGCGCAGAGACGCUGGCCUAUCUGAUUGAGCCGGACGUGGAGCUGCAAAGAAUCGCCAGCAUCACUGACCACCUGAUCGCCAUGCUCGCUGACUAUUUCAAAUACCCCAGCUCUGUCAGCGCCAUCACAGACAUCAAGCGGCUGGACCAUGACCUGAAGCAUGCCCACGAGCUGCGACAGGCGGCCUUCAAGUUGUACGCAUCUCUGGGGGCAAACGACGAGGACAUCCGGAAGAAGAUAAUUGAAACUGAGAAUAUGAUGGACCGAAUUGUCAGUGGAUUGUCAGAGUCUAGUAUCAAGGUGCGGUUAGCAGCCGUCAGGUGUCUGCACAGCCUGUCUCGCUCUGUUCAGCAGCUCCGGACCAGCUUCCAGGACCAUGCUGUGUGGAAACCGCUGAUGAAGCUGUUACAGAACGCUCCGGAAGAGGUCCUGGUCAUGGCCUCCUCCACACUGUGCAACCUGCUGCUUGAGUUCUCCCCCAGCAAGGAGCCGAUCCUGGAGUCCGGAGCGAUCGAUCUUCUGUGCAGCCUAACUCAGAGUGAGAGCCCAGCACUGCGGGUCAAUGGGAUCUGGGCACUCAUGAACAUGGCGUUCCAGGCAGAGCAGAAGAUAAAGAUGGAUAUCCUGCGAGCGCUGAGCACGGAGCAGCUCUUCAGACUGCUCUCCGACCCUGACGUCAACGUGCUGAUGAAGACCCUGGGACUGCUGAGAAACCUGCUUUCCACACGGCCGCACAUCGAUCAGAUCAUGAGCUCUCACGGGAAGCAGAUCAUGCAGGCGGUCACUCUCAUCCUGGAGGGAGAGCACAACAUCGAGGUCAAGGAGCAGACUCUCUGUAUCUUGGCUAACAUUGGUGACGGAACAACCGCCAAGGAUCUGAUCAUGAUCAAUGAUGACGUCCUACAGAAGAUUAAAUAUUACAUGGGGCACUCCAAUGUGAAGCUUCAGCUCGCUGCCACCUUCUGCAUCUCCAACCUGAUCUGGAAUGAGGAGGAGGGUGAGGGCUCUCAGGAGCGGCAGGACAGGCUCAGAGAGAUGGGCUUUGUAGAUAUUCUACACAAACUGACGCAGUCCACUGACCCCAGCCUCUGUGAUCGAGCGAAGACCGCAAUGCAGCAGUACCUGGCGUGAUGGCAGCACCCCCUCCACCUACCCCCGCGCCCCCAGUCAGGAGCGAGGUCACUGAUCCGCCGCUCGGAGGUCGCUGGGAGGUCACAUAGAGCAGCAGCAGCUCCUGCACCUCUGCCAGCGUGAGCAGCUCAUCGGAAACACGUUCAUUUGAGUUUGGGGUUUUUUGAAGACAAAUCUUUCAGGAUUUAUUAAAGGUGAAAUUAAUUUAAAAGAAGAAGAAAACAAGAGAGGAACACUCGCUCACUCGCAGAAGAAUCUUAUUUUGUUAAUAUGGGGUGUCCUCUCUUCCUUCUUUUCUGUGUACAAACUGAGAGAGAGAACGAGGGAGAAUGAGGACAUGAGCGCCCAGGACACUGAGAGUGAGGAGGGUCUCUCCCACUUUUAGUAUGCUUUUCUUUUUCAAGGGUGAUGUAAAACAAAAAAAGAAACAACUAAAUUCUGCUUUUGUUUUUUUUUUGUUUCUUUUGUGUUUUUUAUUUGGUGGACAGUUACCUCAGAUUUAAUUUGAUUUUGUUGUGUGAAGAUCGUCUGUCCUUCGACACCCGAGUUGUUUCCAGUGCGAGAGUGAGAGAGGUAGGACGAGCCCUGCCCGCACUCACACUCGGGCGUCUCUAAACGAAUCUGUUGAACCGGAGUGUCAAAGAUAUUUAUGAACUGACUGAUAAGCAAACUUUUUGAAGCUCCAUGGAGUGACUGUUUUCAAUGAAAUAUAUGCAGACAUGAAUUACUGUAUUGAGGCGACACAGAGUGAUUUUAUGGAGUUUGUUUUUUAGGCAGGUGUCUCUGGGUUUCUUUUUGCUUUCACAGGACACUUAAGGAUCUCUUGAAUCUUCUUUGAAAUAUACCACAGCGUCUGUAAUCUGAGGGCUCAGUCGAUGAUAGAAAUCGAAUGCUCUACUAAUGACUGUCCGGUCGACUCUGAACCAGGCAGGUGAUACUUGGAGAGGGUCACAGGCAGCUCUGAACCAUGGGCAGGU